Messenger RNA from Xylona heveae TC161, 1504 nucleotides. RefSeq lists its product as hypothetical. Bases 439 to 1344 code for a protein of 301 amino acids. Lineage: Eukaryota; Fungi; Ascomycota; Xylonomycetes; Xylonales; Xylonaceae. The record is from RefSeq and is a predicted model, not a curated record. Gene Ontology annotation, biological process: mycotoxin biosynthetic process. The transcript has 4 exons.
CAUGUCAGAUAUGCAAGCCCAAAAAGCGUGCUGACUGACGCCUCUAUUGCUUGUAUCUUGGAGGUACAAUACUGAGUGUGAUGGGAAUUUGCACCAGUUCUGCCACCUUAUCAGUGAACAACGUGCAUAAGCAGUCUUAGAUCAAUGCGACGAGGCAAGAUAAGGUGACAAAGCACAUUACAUGGUUCUGUUCACUUGCGGCUGAAUAUUAGGUUCGAGCUCUCAGAGCUUGAUAAUUAUUCAGAUUUUAAGGAAUCCGCACUACAACAGGGAUAUGACUACCCCUCAAAGUUCCCCGCUGAAGAAAGCUUCUCAUUGGGGUUCCGUUAUGGGCAUAUCUGAGUUGUAUUUUUCUCAUCCAUCUCUGCGUUGUCCUCUCAUCGCAGACCGUUGCAAACUCUCGGUGACUCCGAUUUUCCAAGGACGCAACUCUCAAAGAUGAAAAGCGCAGAGGAAGCAACGGCUUACAGCGCUCUUGGAAAUAAUGAUGAUGAAAGUCUGCUUGAGGAAUCGGUCCCGCGGGCCAGACAAUUGUCGAUAUGGAGAAGAGCGUUCAGUGGAAGAGGGCUAUUUAUCUUGAAUCUGUUCAUGUUCUUUGGCUCAAUAAUUGCCUUAACCCUCGUCUUAAUCGAUGCAAGGCGAGGAUGCUCGGAUGAUGAGUCUCUGAAGAGAACUUCUUACUUUUCUCCGGUCUUUGAUCGCCUGCAAAUUACGCAAGAAGACCGCAUUAUCAGCGGUAAUCUCUUCAAUGAUCCUCCUACCAUUUAUCGAGAAACACCUUCCAAGGAAGUUGAUGCGGCUUGGGCAGCUAUGGCUAAGAUAGUGCCUUUUGUUAUCCGCAGCGAGGAUGUUGUCCGGCUUGGAAAGGAUCCAAAGCUCACUUCCAAGGUGCCUGAAGACUGGGGCCUUGGAUCUGAUGCCUAUUUCGCACAGCUCGACGGUCAGCACGCUCUGCAUUGCCUUAAUGCUGUGCGGAAAUACGUCUAUCGUGAGCACUACUAUUCAAGUUGGGAAUUCCCCGUGGCCAAGAUGCCUUUUAUACAUCAAAACCACCUUUCUCAUUGCCUCUACAUACUUCUGCAGACUCUCUCCUGUCAACCGAGCGUGGAUGUUAUUACGUACAACUGGAUGGAGACACAGAAAUCGCCAUUUCCUGAUUUUGCUAUUCAUAAGAAGUGUCGUAAUCAUGCCGCGAUACUGGAAUGGCAAAACGCACAAAACACGAGCUUCACACCGGAUAGAUUGGACGCAUUAGGAGCCCCUGAGGAUGCGAUUGUUUUGCCGGCGCUUCCCCAAUUGUUGGCACAUGAUGGGCCGUUGAGCCAAAGCGAAGGACACGACUAACAUGUGGAUAUAGUGAGCAGUAAAGGGCUGUUCAUUCAACUGUGAUGGUCAGAUUUUUUUUUGUUAAGAAUAGGGUUUUGGUCGGAAAAAGGGAAUAUCAAUGAUAAUAAUGCACAUGUGAUACAUAAUGAAUCGACCAAUUGUAUGAUUUGAGCUGGAA